Molecule: messenger RNA, 4959 nt
Organism: Pleurotus ostreatus (oyster mushroom)
Lineage: Eukaryota; Fungi; Basidiomycota; Agaricomycetes; Agaricales; Pleurotaceae
Exons: 15
Coding region: 1-4959 (1652 amino acids)
Biological process (GO): protein phosphorylation
Molecular function (GO): protein kinase activity; protein binding; ATP binding
Source: RefSeq, a predicted model, not a curated record
AUGACUCCGAAGACAUCAAUCCGCAAAGAAGAAUGGGAACGUAUCUUGCAUGAGGUGCAAGUUUCCAAAGAUGAUUUGAACCGCCUCGUAAUGGACUACCUUGCUACCGAAGGGUACAAACCCGCAGCAGAGGUCUUCAGUCAAGAAGCCGGUCUCAAACCACCCGUUGAUUUCGACAGCAUCGAGAGUCGCAUGGAGAUUCGAGAGGCUCUUCAGCGAGGUGAUGUCGAAGAAGCUAUGGCGAAAGUCAAUGAUCUUGAUCCAGAGAUACUCGAGACACGACCAGCGCUUUAUUUCCACCUCCAACAGCAGAAGCUGAUAGAACUGAUCCGCCAAGGCCGGGUGGCAGAUGCGCUUCAAUUUGCACAAGAAGAGUUGGCGUUACGAGGGGAGGAAAAUCCAGAGUUCCUUACCGAAUUGGAGAGAACCAUGGCUCUUCUCGCAUUUGAUUCUUCGCCGACAGCUCCUCCAGCGAUCGCGGAGCUAUUGUCACCUGCACAGAGGUUAAAGACGGCUGGUGAGGUCAACGCUGCUAUUUUGGAAAAUUCAGGGCAAGGGAAAGAAGUCAAGCUGAUUCUUCUCCUGAAGCUUCUUUCGUGGGCAGAGCCGCUGCUGGAAGAGAAGGCGGACUUCCCCAAGGUCGAUCUUCGUGCGGGGUUACUGACCGAACGCGACGUCGAUAUGAGUGGUUCUCGAGUGCGAGGCGCGCAGCUCCCUGGUGUAAAAUGGCUGCAAGAACAUGAGGAAAGCACAUGUGUGCUUGGAGACUUGGAAGAGGAGCGUGCAGGCCAAGAGAGCCUGGUUGUCUCCAACCUCGUUUGUCCCAAACCACAUCGUUUCUACGUCUCCUCCUCCUCCUCAUCUCGCAAAGGACCAGGCAAGGUCUCGUUGCUGCACAAGCCUGCCAGUUUUCUGCCCGCUCGUAUACCAGCUAUCGACCUUGGGCUGGUCGCCAUGUCGGAAUCCGACGGUCGCAAGCGCAUCAGACAUCUCUUUAUCGCAAACCCCGACGUGGAAAACGACGACGACAUUCCACCAGUCCAGUUCAAGCCCCAGCCCCAGACGUACCCUUAUGUAUCGCCGGUCACCUCACCAUAUCCGCCGGCACGUCCAACGCCUACGGUGGACACUAAUCUGCCCUCAGAUUCUAUCUCACGAGCCCCAGCGCACCCUGGUCUUUCGUCCCCAUCUAGCACAAGUUCUCCUGCAGCCGAAUCUACUCCUCCACGCACGCCUGGAAACCUUGGCUCUAGCGGCGAUUUUGAUAAUCAUGGACCUGACAGAGACUUUGCGGCGCGAAAGCAAUUCAAGCCCCCAGCCGUUAGACCGCUUCGCAAUGUAAAUUCUCCCACAGUGGUUGGCUCUGAUUCAAGUACCAAUUCAACUAUCACCGUGGCUGAGAAGGUCAUUAUCGUCGUGACGCCAGAUGCCGAACGUUAUUACACUGUCGAUAUUAGUGGUGCAAAGGAUCCAGCUUUUAUCAAAGAGAGGAUAUUUACCAAGCUAUCUAUCUGGGAGGAAGAAGAUCAAAAACAAUUCUCUAUAUGGGUAACGGAGAUUGGAGCUUACGCCCUUGGGGACGCAUUGAGCGAUGAACGUUUGUUCGAGCUUUGCCGAGAGCGUGGGGAUUCCAAAGGUUCACUCAAGCUUUUGGUGUCCUAUUCGUCUGCUUUGGUUCACGAACCGGUAGCCCAGCUCCACCCCCCCAUCUCGUAUAGUCCCAACCCAAUCCCGCCGCCCGUCCUUCCACCCAACUUCACCGACACCGCCCCUCUGAGACCAAAGCGUCGAUCCCGUUCGCGACAAGGCAGCUUAUCUUCGACCAGUGAUCCCCGAAAUGGUUAUGAAGCAGACCUCGACAACCCAGAUUGGGAUAGCCAUCGAGCAACCAUGCGACCGCCCCCUCAUCAGCCGUUCGCACCUCAAUCGACACCGAACCCUCCUUCUCCUCUGACCCGACGAUCGAAUGGUACCAACUCAAAUCGCGCUGUAUCCCCUCUACCUCGACCUCCUUCACCACCUCAAGACCGCAGGCGGCCCUCUACUGCAGACGUUAGUCCGACUUACGGCGAACAUUCGACGUAUGGUCCUCCAGUCCCCCCUCCCCAGUCCCCUAGUCGACCCUCAUUCACUGACGAACAUACCUUGGCUGUCCCACCAAAACGCUUACACGGACGAUCUGGAUCUGAUGCUGCCGCUGAACGUGAGCAAGCUAUACAAGCAAGCGAAGACCAUAAACAGAAUACGUCGCGGUGGCAUCAUCAGCUUCACUCUUCUAAGAGUCGACCUGAUCUCCAGUAUAAUAAACGACUACCUUUGGAGAACGACGACUGGGUUCACGUAGACCCUACCAGAGAUAUUACCCGAAGCUCGCCCUCAAUACCGUUCUCUGGGCCACAACUCUCUCCGGUACGGGCCAAAAUACCUUCGACAUUUGCAAACCGUUCCGUCUCCGGAAUCAAGAUCCCGACUCCCCCUCGACUUCCACCCCCGGCAGUACCACCAACCAGUAAUUUCGAGCCUCGCUAUCCUCCCCAAGGUCGUUCGGUGGGUAGGAAUGCCGCCAAUCCUCAGUGGCCGGCGCCAUUUAAAGAAGAAAUGGGUGGACAGAAAGCCAUGAUUACAUCAGGUCCUCACUGGAAGCGAAUGCUGAAGGUAGCUCGAAGUGUAGACAACUUGAAAGCCUCCGGUCACCCGCCCAGUAUGCGCCCAGGGUUAGGUCGGCGCCCAGAUCCAGCAAGUCGACUUGGUAGUGUUGGUAGUUCGAGUAAUCCUCCUCCCCUUCCGAAGCAUCAUCGUCCGCUUCCUGUGCAAGCUUCCCCUCACUCGAACUCCAUCGACUUUAGUCACUACUCAAAUUUCACUCCUCCUUUGCCCUCGGCGGGUUUAUCUGCCUCCUCAACCGAGCCAUAUCCUCGACCGCAGUCCGCCAUCGGUGAACAUCCGAACUCUCCUUCUCUUCGGUUCCAAGUACGGAUGCAAUCCCCCACCUACACCAACAGCCACGAUCCGAUACCACAAGACAUACUUCGUUCUCCGCGUGCUAUCUCCCCCAUUCGUUCUUACCCAUCUGCCGGCGGCUACGGAAGCAAACCUUCCACCAAUCUUGUUGAACGAUCUAGUGACAGGCACCAUGGCUCUGAUGUACACCGGACACCUCCACGCAGCCCUACGAGCCCAAUGAGUCCACGUCGGCCACCUACCCGAGAAAGACGUCCUGAUGUAUCAGCCUCAGAAUCUAGCACAUUAAUUCCGGAUGAAGACAACAGGGCAACGCUCACUGUGGACGCCCAACGGGUGUUCGCUCAAUAUAUGAAGAACAACAAUAGCGAGGCAACUUUGCUUGUGCGUCCCAGGAACGAUGCCGAUGUCCCUACAUCUCCGCUCCCGCCGAAGACUCCAUCAGAUGUUUCCAAGCUAUCGCCACCCCUCCUUCAAAGUCACUUACCUUCUGAUGAAUCUGACAGCGAUCGUGAUGAUUGCGGCACCUCCUUGUCGAUGUGGGCGAAGCCUCCUAUGGUUGAUAAUCCGUCGAAAUCAGCUCGAGGUCCCGCGUUGAAAGUACAGAUUCAAAACGAUAAUGGCAGCACCUCUCCUGUAUCAGUGCCCAGUACAGCCUCGGACAUGUCAUCGGCCAUACGUUCUUCAGCUCCGAAGAUGACGCCCUUGUCAAGUCGCUCUCCGUCGCCCAGACAUGCAGGACGUGGAAGUACUUUCAUUGAUAUGCGUGACUACACUUGGGCACCCCGACCGCCACCUGAAGACGUUUACGACCGACUUGAAGAUUUCUUCCCGGAACAUGACCUUGACAAACCAGUCAUUGAAGCUAGUUCGGGCGGCACGUCACCAACAGCUCCAGAAUAUCCGCCCGUACCACCUCUGCAGAUCAACGAUAGAGGAAGGGUGAGGAGUAAGAAGUCCAUCCGAAUUGUUGCCGAAGAACAUAAGAAACGCGCUUCGCGCGCUGCCGCCGCUUCUCAUACGACUAUGUCUCGUAAGAGAAGUACGAAAUUAUGGGGCAGUCGCGUAGAGGAAGUGACGACUCUGCACGCCGCGAAAGCAAGUCUCGGGGCCAAUCUUCCCGACUCACCUCCUGGCGGGCCAAAUUCAGCGACCUUCAAAUGGGUUCGCGGAGAACUCAUAGGAAAGGGUACUUACGGUCAAGUCUAUCUUGCCCUAAACGCGACCACAGGAGAGAUGAUGGCAGUCAAGCAAGUCGAAAUACCACAGACUCUGAGCGACAGGAAUGAUACACGCCAAGUGACGGUUGUUGAGGCCCUUAAAUUCGAGAGUGAGACGCUGAAAGACCUCGACCACCCUAAUAUCGUUCAGUACCUCGGUUUUGAAGAGACGCCAUCAAAUCUCAGCAUUUUCUUGGAAUAUGUUCCUGGUGGAUCAAUUGGAAGCUGUUUGCUGAAACAUGGAAAGUUCGACGAAGAAGUCACCAAGUCGUUCACGGGUCAAAUUCUUGAUGGUUUGGAAUAUCUUCAUUCAAAGGGGAUACUGCAUAGGGAUUUGAAAGCGGACAACAUCCUUGUCGAGAAAUCGGGUGUGUGCAAGAUAUCAGACUUUGGAAUAUCCAAACGCACAGACGAUAUGGGCGGCGCCAUGACGGCCAUGAAAGGAACAGUUUUCUGGAUGGCGCCAGAGGUUAUCAACUCCCAGAAGAAAGGCUACAACUUCAAAAUCGACAUCUGGAGCAUGGGAUGUGUCGUUUUGGAAAUGUGGGCAGGUAUGCGACCCUGGAAUGGCGAUGAAGUUGUCGCGGUGAUGUUUAAGCUCUACCAAGCUAAACUUCCGCCACCAGUCCCUGACGAUGUUAUCUUGUCCCCUCUAGCAGAUGACUUCCGAAGGAAAUGUUUCGCAAUCAAUCCGGAGGAGCGUCCCACUGCCUCGGAAUUGCGAAGGCAUAAAUACCUCACGCUCCCAGACAAUUGGGUUUUCACCGGGUUUACAUGA